AUGACAGCCGCAAAUUUACAACACAAGGUGAGGGCAGCGGCCAACGCAGUGCCCGCGGGAAGCACCGCAGCAGGCAGCCAGCACUUCACGCUGCCCCCCGUCAAUCAAGCGGACGAUGUCUCGCCGGACAUAGACGAGGUACCAUUUUCGGGACGACUUCAGUACUUUACCUAUAAAUGGGCUGAAAUAACUUCACUCAAAACUAUUCUAUCUUGGGUGAAGGGUGAUCAAAUAUCAUUUAAAAGUACGCCAUAUCGUACUAGUGAUCCUAAUGUUUAG
Messenger RNA from Parnassius apollo (apollo), 279 nucleotides. Lineage: Eukaryota; Metazoa; Arthropoda; Insecta; Lepidoptera; Papilionidae. The record is from the annotation of a GenBank genome assembly.